Acanthisitta chloris (rifleman) is the source of this 1246-nucleotide messenger RNA. RefSeq names its product structural maintenance of chromosomes 2 (gene SMC2). NCBI's taxonomy places the organism in Eukaryota, Metazoa, Chordata, Aves, Passeriformes, Acanthisittidae. The annotation marks the transcript as partial. The record is from RefSeq and is a predicted model, not a curated record. The transcript has 9 exons.
GUGCGAGCUAGCAACACGUACGAUCUGAUUUACAAGAGUGGGCAAGCUGGAAUUAACAGAGCAAGUGUGUCUAUUCACUUUGAUAAUUCAGACAAGAGCCGAAGUCCAAUAGGAUUUGAAAGUAGUGAUGUGAUCACUGUCACUAGGCAGAUUGCUUUCGGAGGCAAAAGUAAGUACUUUAUCAACGGCACGAAUGCUGCCAACAAUCGUGUGCAGGAUCUCUUCUGCUCUGUUGGGCUCAAUGUCAAUAACCCUCACUUCCUCAUUAUGCAGGGACAAAUUACGAAGGUUCUAAAUAUGAAGCCACCAGAGAUUUUAGCUAUGAUUGAAGAAGCAGCUGGUACUAGGAUGUAUGAAACGAAGAAAACAAUUGCUGAGAGAACCAUAGAGAACAAGGAAUCCAAGCUGGAAAGCAUUAGGAGGAUCCUAAAUGAUGAGAUCAACCCAGCUUUACAAAAACUGCAACAGGAACGAGCACAGUGUAUGGAAUACCAAAGAAUAGUGGAACGUAUAGAACGUUUAACCCGCUUGUGUUUAGCAUAUGAGUUUGUUCUGGCUGAACAAACACAGAUGUCCUCCGUGGAUGUUUUAAAGGAAAUGCAGGCUAAUAUAACAGAGCUUCAGCUGUCAAUGGCUGAAACUGAGAAGACGAUGAGGCAGCUAAAUGAAGAAAUAGUGGAGAUGGAAAAGAAGAGGGAUGAGGAAUUUGGUGGUACACUCCAUUCGCUGAAAGACGCUCUUUCGGAAGAUCAAAGAGUUCAUACUAAAGCACAAAGUGCCCUUGAUCUCAAGAAGCAAAACUUAAAAAAUGAAGAGACUAAACAUAGUCAACUGGUAACACGUAUACAGAAGGAUUCUAUGGUAUAUGUGUCAAAGGAGAAAGUAUUAAAGAAGAUGGAGGAAGAACUAAGUGCUUUACAGGAAGAAUCCAAAAAAGAUGCAGAUGAUUUAGCUGCAGCAGAAAAGCAUUUUCAUUCUGUAUCUGCUGGCCUGUCCAGCAGUAACAAUGAGGAAGAAGCUACUCUUUCUGAGCAGAUGAUUAUCUGCAAAAAUGAAAUUGGCAAAGCAGAAACAGAGGCUAAACAGGCUGAAAUGAAGUUGAAUUAUAUACGAAAAGAGUUGAAGACAAAAGAAGCUGAGGUUAAAAAGGUGGAUGAAGGCUACAGGAAAGACCAAAAAGCAUUUGAAGCUGUUGAAAACAUGAAAAAAGCCCUAGAGAGCCAAAUGAGGGAGCUGAACUAUACAG